AGGAGGCCUGGCAGGGUGGGAACUUGAGGGCAGCAGAGGCGGCCCCUUGGCCCAGGACGCCUGGAACCCGGGAGGCACGCUGCCCUGCCUUGGCCUCCCCGAGAUCCACCUGAAAUCUUUCAUAUGGUGCAUUGCUUGAGGAUGUACAAGCCAAAAGGACAAUUGGAGAAUGCUUUGUUCCUGAGAGAGAGCAAGCAGAGAGAUUAGGUGGAGGGAGGACCCAGAGCAAUGGCUGCUGCUCGUGAGGUGGAGAUGGAGGAUGUGAAUCUGAAUAGAGACAGGAAAGAAGACCUUGAGGAAGAGGAGGAAAUGAGAGAGGAUGGCGAAGGUAAAGAUCCCUCCAAGAAUAAAAAAGUCUACAGGGUUGUCUCAAAAUGGAUGCUUCCUGAACAGGCCCGGAGAACAUAUGUGGAGAGAGCUAACUGCUUCCCGCCCCCCGUGUUCAUCAUCUCCAUCAGCCUUGCUGAGCUGGCGGUGUUUAUUUACUAUGCUGUGUGGAAGCCCCAGAAACAGUGGAUCACCCUGGACGUGGGCAUUUUGGAAAGUCCCUUUAUCUACAGCCCUGAGAAGAGAGAAGAAGCCUGGAGGUUUAUCUCAUACAUGCUGGUACACGCUGGAGUUCAGCACAUCUUGGGGAAUCUUGUUAUGCAGCUUGCUCUGGGUAUUCCCUUGGAAAUGGUCCACAAAGGCCUCCGAGUGGGACUGGUGUACCUGGCAGGAGUGAUUGCAGGUUCCCUUGCCAGCUCUAUCUUUGACCCACUCAAAUAUCUUGUGGGUGCUUCAGGAGGAGUCUACGCUCUCAUGGGAGGCUAUUUUAUGAAUGUUCUAGUGAAUUUUCGAGAAAUGAUUCCUGCCUUUGGAAUUGUCAGACUACUGAUCAUCAUCCUUAUAAUUGUGUCAGACGUGGGGUUUGCCCUCUACAGACGGUUCUUUGUCCCAGCAAAUGGGUCUCCGGUGUCCUUUGCUGCUCACCUUGCGGGUGGAUUCGCUGGAAUGUCCAUAGGUUACACUGUGUUUAGCUGCUUUGAUAAGGCACUGCUGAAAGAUCCAAGGUUUUGGAUAGCAAUUGCAGCUUACUUAGCUUGUGUAUUAUUUGCUGUUUUUUUCAACAUUUUUCUAUCUCCAGCAAACUGACCUGCCCCCUAAGAUAAGCCAAUGAAUAAAAAGAGCCACCUGAGAAAGAACCGGAGAACUCUGUGAAGAAACAGACAAGUCCCAGCAAAUGUUAACCAUUUUAUAAAGAGGUCAAAAACACCACUGAAGUCAUUAGUUAUAGAGACUGCUUAUAAAAUGAGUUAGGGUCUAAGGGAGGGGCUUCUGAAUAGGAAGGAGGGAAGAGGAGCAGAGAAACCAUGGUGAAAACCAGAACUUGGCUCUUUCCAGACAUAAGGUGUGGUUUGUACAUGUCCUUGAGAGACCUGCUCUCCUUGGAGGAUAUAUUGUAGAGAUUGCUUGAUAGAAUCAAUGAAUACUUCACUAUGCUGAUAAUAAAAACUUUUCAUACCUG
Molecule: messenger RNA, 1507 nt
Organism: Manis pentadactyla (Chinese pangolin)
Lineage: Eukaryota; Metazoa; Chordata; Mammalia; Pholidota; Manidae
Gene: RHBDL2
Product: rhomboid like 2
Exons: 9
Coding region: 229-1134 (301 amino acids)
Cellular component (GO): membrane
Molecular function (GO): serine-type endopeptidase activity
Source: RefSeq, a predicted model, not a curated record